Messenger RNA from Closterium sp. NIES-65, 2211 nucleotides. The record is from the annotation of a GenBank genome assembly. Lineage: Eukaryota; Viridiplantae; Streptophyta; Zygnematophyceae; Desmidiales; Closteriaceae.
AUGAUGCACCACGUGGGGAUCAACAUGGACUACAGCAUGACGUCAGCAGGCCAUGCGUCCGUGCACCCCGCGGGUAUUCCCUCGCUGGCUGCGAACCAGACGCUGCAUGCGUGGGUGGCCUACAACGCCACCGCCUCGCUGCUCUCCGUGCUCCUCUCCUCCUCGCCCGCCAUGCCCCCCUCCGCCCUCCUCUCCCUCCCCUUCAACGCCUGUGAUCUCUUUCACUCUGCUUCGGAGAACGGCGGGGAGGGGGAGGCGGUGUUGGUGCAAGUGGGGUGUGCAGCGGGCACGGGGCUGCUGCCGCUGCACACUCAGACGCACGACAUCCUCUCCUGGUCCUUCCAGAUGGAUACCCAAGGUGAGCGGGGGAGUGGCAGGCAGGCGGAAGGGCAGUUGCGUGGGGAGGUUUGCAGCUGCACACUCUCCUGGGCCUUCCACGUCGACAACCACAGUGAGUGGAAGGAGGCGGAGGUGGGGUGGGGCAAGUGGGGGAAGGGUUGGUGUGGUGUGUCACGUGUCAUAUGUUCUCCUACCCAUUCUCUAGGCGUCUCAGAAGUAGUGUGUGGUUCUCCUCUCCUACUACCAGAUCCCUCUGCUCAUCUGCCCCCUCCCCCUUCGCUUCAACCUUACUCACUCCACUAUUUCUUUCCUUCCUCACUUUCUUUCCCCUUGUGCUCCCUGCGCCCCUCCUUCUUCCCCCCCAAUUCAUCCACUCCGCUUCCCCCUCUCCCUGCGCCGGCUCCUCUACCCCUGUGGCAGCAGCCGUCACUCUCCUUCCCCUUCCUCACGCAAGGCGCGCGCUUCACUGCCUGGGGAUCAACUCGCCACACCUUCUCCUCGCUGCAACUCACCCCGGGCAACGACGAGGAGGAGACAGGCGCCGCCUUCUUCCCCCUCCCCCUGCCCCUGCUCUCGCUCCUCCCCCCUCCUCCCCCCCGCAAGGGGAAGAAUGGCGGAAAAUCUGAUGCUUUGGUGUGCAAGGCUCGAUCCUUCACCUCGUGGUUUGCGUUUGAUCUCGACGGGAGAAUGACAAACGGGUUUGGGGUAGUCUUUGUGCUAAGUACUCAACCAGGGCUGGGGCAAGGAGGGACGGACAUGGGGUAUGGCCGCGACGCGCAAGGGAGGGAUGCGAAUGGGACGUGGGCGGAUGGAGGGAGGAGUGUGGCGGUGAUGUUUGAUGCCUUUAGCGGCCUUGACCCUAACCAUGACGUUAACAAGGAUGUGGCGAUUCUCUCCGUUCUCACUGACUUUAACCCCUUUUCCCCUUUCAUCGAUCAUCCUCUCUUCCUUGUCUCUCCUCACUCCCCAUGUCACACAGACGUCAACCCAUGCACCGCAUGGGACGUGAAUCCAUGCGGUGCUGGCAGGUGCACUGCGGUGCGGUCAGCAGCCACCGGCACAUACAGCAGCACGUGCUCGUGCCCUCUCAGCCAGCCCAGCUACAAGCUCCCCCAAAUGCCCGCCUUCCAAACGUGCCACAAUGAGUUCCCCGCAUGUCGCCUUAACAGCACUGACACAUGUGCGCCUGGCGUGUGCCUGGAGGGCUAUGAUGCCUCCUCCUUCUGCCUCUGCCUGCCCGCCUUCUUCCCCCUCGACUACUCUGACCCCCUCAAGCAACCCUGUAACCAAGUGAGCAAUUCCGCUGCUCGACUGCCAUUCUUCCCAGCACCCCCCGACCUCACGUGCCCUCUGCUCCUAGACAUCUUUGACCUCUCGCCUCAAGAGCUGCUGGAGAGUAACAAGGGCAUGGCAUGUGAAAAACCCAUAUCGCGUGGGUUGAUAGUCAACGUGUCGGCUUCUGCCAAGAAGAGCUGCAGCAGCAUGUACAGCACCAACCAGGGGGACACGUGCAUGUCAAUAGACAGCCUCCGUGCCACCAACAUAACACACCUAAACCCUACCAUUAACUGCUCACAACCUCUCGUACCUGGAAAGCGCAUGUGUGUGGAGAACAGCACCAAGACGCGCACGUACCCCGUGGCGGCAUGCAUGGUGCACAAGGCUCUCGAGUCCGACCUGCACACGUGCCAGCAGGCCGCCACGUUCGGCAACGGGCGGGGCCGCAUGGGCUACUCCAAGAUCUUCCGCAUCAACGCCGCUCUCUACUGCGACCACCUGCUGCCCGGUGCUGCUGGCUGGGACGACUCUGUUCUCAGCACGGUGCGCACUGCUGACUUGCACGUGAGGGUUAGGAUCGUUCUCAUUCGUUGA